AUGGGGCCCCCGGGCAAUAGGGGAUUAUGGGGCCCCUGUAUCCUCACCCACACUCAAACCACACCCAAAAAAGCAUAUGAAAGGUACCAGGGGCAUUUCAUGGGGCACCCUACUGAACCCAGGCCCUCGGACAGUGCCCAAGUUCUCUAAUGCCACAGGGAGCAAACCUAACAGUAGUUCUAACCAGGGGUGGACUGACAACUCAUGGGGUCCGCGGGCAAUAGGGGAUCAUGGGGCCCCUGUGUCCUUGCCCAAACUCAAAAAAGCCUAUGAAAAAGGUACCAGGGGCAUCUUAUGGGGCCCCCUACUGCCUGAGUUUCCAAAUGGUCAGUCCACCCCUGGUUCUAACCCUUCCUGACUCUAUCCAAAAC
Messenger RNA from Staurois parvus, 371 nucleotides. The record is from the annotation of a GenBank genome assembly. NCBI's taxonomy places the organism in Eukaryota, Metazoa, Chordata, Amphibia, Anura, Ranidae.